Molecule: messenger RNA, 931 nt
Organism: Anneissia japonica
Lineage: Eukaryota; Metazoa; Echinodermata; Crinoidea; Comatulida; Comatulidae
Product: mediator of RNA polymerase II transcription subunit 19-like
Exons: 6
Coding region: 37-747 (236 amino acids)
Biological process (GO): positive regulation of transcription by RNA polymerase II
Cellular component (GO): mediator complex
Molecular function (GO): transcription factor binding; transcription coregulator activity
Source: RefSeq, a predicted model, not a curated record
GGGCAUACUUCCUCUUCGUUCGCAGGGAAAACGAAGAUGUUCGAGAUGAUGGAGGACGUCGGUAGACAAAUGCAGUCUUCUUCUCUUAUUUUUGGUGAUAUAGCUACAAAAAGUCCAGACUCAAUUAAUGCUAUAUCUCCUGUAUCCGUAUCAUCACCCGAUCAUGACAGAGUCAUUAAUGAUACUUUCUAUCUUAUGAAGAAAUUACCAGAGCCAGCUGAAGUGACAGGGGAAACAAAUCUAAUCAACCACUACACACUUGAACGAACUUACCAGAAAUUUUCCAGUAAAAAAGUAAAAGAACAACUGAGCACUUUCCUGCCAUAUAUACCUGGGAACAUCGAUAUUGCUGGAACACAAGACAGCAGUAGUCUUCAACAGUUGGUUGACAAACCACCAAUCAGAGGCAAGGAAAUUGUUCCAUUAAACAAUAGUGCGUUGGCAAGCUUCAAAUUGCAUCCCGGAUCGAUACCUGAUCAGUAUAAGUUGUUACAUCACCAGGCUCCAAAGAAACACAAACAUAAAAGAUGCAAAAGGGAACACAAGCCAUUGGAACCUGGGCAAGUGUUUACACAAGGGGAGGUACAAAAUGAUGGAAAUGAGCCAAAGAAGAAGAAAGUGAAGAAACAUGAAGAUCCAGAAAGGAAGAAAAAGAAAAAGGAAAAGAAGAAAAAGAAGAGCAAGCACAGUCCAGAUCAUACAGGAGUAGGAGCUGUGCAUGAAGCUACUGGACCAGGCAGGCCGUGAGCGCCCUCUAUUGCCAAGAACAUAGUGUAUAUAAUGUAUAAUCAUGUUUCAAAUUAUAUUCAAGUGAAGUAUAAACAGCUGGUAUUUUUCAUUUCAAAAUUUAUUCACUUAAAUUACAUGUAUAAUAACAUGAUUUCCAUCAGAUAUUAACUCACAAACCAAUCAAUGGUUAUUUUCUUUUAUU